Messenger RNA from Echinostoma caproni, 354 nucleotides. Lineage: Eukaryota; Metazoa; Platyhelminthes; Trematoda; Plagiorchiida; Echinostomatidae. The record is from the annotation of a GenBank genome assembly.
AUGCAAGGCCUUUGGGUUUCGGUUGAGCGUGUUGUUCGCUGGUGCGCUGAUUAUCGUCUCGUGCACCCAAUGCGACAAGCAGAACGUGGACGGAACAGCACCUUAUUGGCUGAGGGCUGUCCAGUGAAGUGCGAAGACCCUCCAUCGUUGAAAGGAAGCUCGUGAAAUUCCUGGGAUUCGUAUCUGGCCCCGGCACCGAAUUCCGAUGAGACGACAUCCCUCGACGACCUUGAGAAACCGGAGGUCCCAUCCUUGCUUCCCGAAUACUGGCAAAUUCCUGUUGAUCUGGAACAAAUGGAUCCCAGAUGGAUCGAGUUCAUUACCCCUUGUGACGAUAAUUCAAUCACCUGUUGA